Parnassius apollo (apollo) is the source of this 207-nucleotide messenger RNA. NCBI's taxonomy places the organism in Eukaryota, Metazoa, Arthropoda, Insecta, Lepidoptera, Papilionidae. The record is from the annotation of a GenBank genome assembly.
AUGACAGACGUCAGUAUUUUUUAUGAAGGAAGGAUAAGAAACAGUGAAUUACCAUGGCGCCAACAACCACGGAAGAACAUCUCAAUACAGAAGCUGAUUUCAACAGAUCAGUUACUCGAGCUGCCCCGCGAAAUUACGACUUCGCCUAUUUCAGCGUAUUUAGGCAAAUCUCUCUCCAUCUGGCUGCUGGCUAUGGAUUGUAUCUAA